AUGUAUUUCCUUCCGCAUUUGACCAACGGUUGGCAAGUCGACCAGGCAAUCCUGUCCGAGGAAGACCGUGUAGUUGUCAUUCGUUUUGGCCACGAUUGGGACCCGACAUGCAUGAAAAUGGAUGAGAUCCUUUAUAGCAUCGCCGAAAAGGUCAAAAACUUUGCUGUCAUCUAUUUGGUUGACAUCACUGAGGUGCCUGAUUUCAAUAAGAUGUACGAACUUUAUGACCCAUGCACAACGAUGUUCUUCUUCCGAAACAAGCAUAUUAUGGUCGACUUGGGAACUGGUAACAACAACAAGAUCAAUUGGGCUCUCGAUGAUAAAUCAGAGAUGAUUGAUUUGAUUGAGAUCGUGUAUCGUGGUGCAAGGAAGGGACGUGGUCUUGUUGUAUCGCUCAAGGAUUACUCGACAAAAUACAAGUAUUAG
Lichtheimia ornata is the source of this 426-nucleotide messenger RNA. RefSeq names its product thioredoxin-like protein 4A. The transcript is spliced from 7 exons. Gene Ontology annotation, cellular component: U5 snRNP; spliceosomal complex; U4/U6 x U5 tri-snRNP complex. Gene Ontology annotation, biological process: mRNA splicing, via spliceosome. The coding region runs from base 1 to 426 and encodes 141 amino acids. The record is from RefSeq and is a predicted model, not a curated record. Lineage: Eukaryota; Fungi; Mucoromycota; Mucoromycetes; Mucorales; Lichtheimiaceae.